Messenger RNA from Heterotrigona itama, 1752 nucleotides. NCBI's taxonomy places the organism in Eukaryota, Metazoa, Arthropoda, Insecta, Hymenoptera, Apidae. The record is from the annotation of a GenBank genome assembly.
AUGCACUUACGAGGCCACUGGCCAUUACCAGAGCAGGCUGGAGCAGCAGCUCGACGUGCUGUAUCUGGUCAGAGAACAAAGUCCUGGCACAGAGGAGAUUACGGAACACCGCUGGACACUGGCCACUUGACCGGUAUUACAGAUAUGGCUACAAAUCCCCCGGAACUCUUCAUAUCUAUAACCUCUUUUUAUUCUCGACAACGAGGGCUCACACGCGACGGGGCAGUUUUAAACAAUUCGCCCCUUCAAAUCCUCCCACGUGUUAAAAACAUGAGACAUAUACGAAAGCGGAAUUUUAUCAGUAUUUUGAGAAAAGUUGUACGAAAAAUAUUUUACACUUUAAAAAAAUACAUCUCGCAAUUUUGUCGCGAGACGGGACUCCAUGGUUGCAAAUAUAUUUGUGAUACCCAACGUCCUAUGAUAGAAAGAAUCGCAUGGGCAAUAAUGGUGGUCUCAUCCCUUUGUAUCGCGCUCGGAUUGCUGAAGGGUACUUUGAACUUUUUCGCGGAACAUUUUGUCCUCUCGGUCAUCGAAACGACCCAUAAUGGAAUAUGGAAUUAUCCGUUCCCAGCGAUCACUGUAUGCGAUAUCAAUCGCGUAUCUUUUAAUCUAACGCAGAAAUUCGUCGAGAACUUAACACUCCCUGCCGCCGUGACGAAGGAAUUCGUAACUCAAGAAAUGAAAUUAUUGAACGAAUUAUUAUACCCUGGUAUAUACGGCUCACACGUUCGAAAUAAUCUGUCGCAAUUGCAGAACAUCUUCGACAUGAACGAGCUUUCAAUACCAACAAUCAUGAACUCAGUUGCGCAAAGUUGUCAAAAUUUCCUAGUCUCGUGUAAAUGGAAGUCGAAGACGAAAGACUGUAGUAGCAUUUUUCGACCAAGUAUCAGCCGCGAUGGAGUAUGUUGCAGUUUUAAUUAUAUUACUUACGACUUGAUUGUGGAAGAGCCAAAUACAAAACCAUGUAAAAUGACUUCAUGUGGAUAUCAGAGUGGACUCAGUAUGGUGCUCAAUCUGGACAUCGAAAAUUAUGAUGCCGGUAUUAUGGAAUCUGUAGGAGUAAAGAUCAUGCUACACGAUCCUUACGAUUACCCUGAUUACGAUGCGCCGAGCAAAUUUAUAGGCGUGAAUAAAUAUGCAUUUUUGUCCAUCAAACCCGUAGAAAUGCGUUCAGCCACUGAUAUCACCUACUUAGAUCCCAAUUUGAGACAAUGCAUAUUUCACAGCGAAGCAAACGAGAUUAUUGGUAACAAUUGGAAUGGACACAUUGUUCCCGUCAAAUAUUCAUUCAUAAAUUGUUUGACAAACUGUCGAGCAUCUUUAAUUAAGAAUAUAUGUGGAUGCAUUCCGUACUAUUAUCCGCAAAACAUUUGGUAUGAUACCUCUUGGCCGGGAAUGGAUAUGUCGCCCAAAGCUUUACCGCAUGUAAACUUGAAUGGUUACGGGAGACCUUGUGCCUGUACACCCGAUUGUAAUUUUUAUCGUUAUGUCAUAGAGAAUUCGGCAGGAGAUCUUGAUAAAGGUCUUACUUAUACUUAUCCCAGAAAAGAUAAAACUUGGAAGAAUCAAAGUGCGAUUCAUAUAUUUUUCGGAGACCUAGUGUCUAUUCAAUACCGAAGAGAAAUGCAUUACAACUGGCGUCAUUUAUUUGCUACAUUUGGCGGUCUUUUAGGAGUUUUCGCUGGAUUUAGUUUUAUGUCUAUUGUCGAAAUUAUUUAUUUCUUUGUUAUUCGUGUUCUAAUUGAUGCAUGU